Leishmania mexicana MHOM/GT/2001/U1103 is the source of this 2748-nucleotide messenger RNA. RefSeq lists its product as hypothetical. The record is from RefSeq and is a predicted model, not a curated record. NCBI's taxonomy places the organism in Eukaryota, Euglenozoa, Kinetoplastea, Trypanosomatida, Trypanosomatidae. The transcript has a single exon. The coding region runs from base 1 to 2748 and encodes 915 amino acids.
AUGUUUGCUCACCGCAAUCAGCACGACGGCCCUUGUUCCUCCCUCUUCCCCACCCCUCCGUCCACCGAACCUCUUCCCAUGAGCGGCUGUGGGAAAGUGCAGUGCAUUGCCAGCUGGAAGGAGGCUUUCGGCAGCCUGCCUGUCAAGGCUACUGCCGGCAUGACGUACCUUCGUGCAUUUGCAGGUGUCUUCGUCUGCUUCUCGACCGUGUCGGCGAUGCUGCACGUCUGUAUUCUCGGCCUGGAUGUCGUCUAUUCGGUGCACAACAACCAAAACGUGUACCACUCGAAUAAAUCCCUCGCCGUGGCAAGCGACGCGCUUGGGGGGACAGCGAACACUACCGACAGUCCAACAUUGCUGUUUCCGCAGCUAAGCGCCACCGUCGGCCUCCACACCGUGUGCCUCGGCUACAACUGCUUCCUGCGCUCUCGUCUUAAUGGCGUCUCGGCACUUGUGGCGAAUGCGGCUCAGGGAACCGCGGGGCUCAGUCUACCCAGAGAGCUCGCCGCCGCGUACGAGGAGGCCACAUACGAGUACAUCUUUGGCUUUGACAUAGGCGCGCACUGCGGGACGCCACGGACCAAGACACAGUCUCUCAGCAACUUCGGCAUAGCGGCGUCAGCGUUGUCACUUGUAUUGUUGCUCGCGCUGCUCGCUGUCAGCAUGGCUCUCUGCUCCCUGGUCGGCAAAACGGACUUUCUGAUGAGCACCGCGACACCCUACGGAGACUUUCAUGUCAACAACCUCGACGGGCUGUACGUGCCUGCGUGGUAUGGGAUGCUGCAAAUCAAUCGGCAUCUGCGGAUGAAAACACCACUUCUCCUGAGCGCGGGGAUACUUGGUUUAUUAGCCUUUUGUACGAGCGUUUGCACGAUGGGUGUCACCGUCGCAUUGAGCCAGAGCAAGUCAAAAUGUGGGCAGUCGGUGUGCGCGGCGUUUAAGCAGCGCAUGGAGCACUUCUACGAACUGGCGGACUCCCUCCACGUGAACGUCUCCACACCUCGCGCCUACGCGUGCCAACCCGGCAGCUCCUACAUCCUAGUUUUCAUUACUUUCUGUAUCUCUGCUGUAUGCCUUACCAUCGGCACUGCGAUACUCUUCUGCUACCAUCACUCUCGACACCACGAAAAGAUGCUGGAGAUGCGCGAUCAGCUUCGGCGGAUGGCGGACGUGGACGGUCUUGCAAGUGGCAGGAAUGUCGUUAGUGCGGGGUCGCGGCGAGGAACAGCGUCGGCGAAUACCUCUCCGUUAUUGGUUUCUAUGAGUAGCCCUUCUCAGGCGUUUUCCGACAAGCACUCCAGUGACUUCUUCGCUGACGGUGGACUAGCGCAGCGUCGUCAGUUUGGGAACCCGGCCGAAGAUGCGCAACGGCGCGCUCGCAGCGUUGGCGCCGGCAUCGAAUUAUAUCGACUCCUCACGCAGUUCAGGGCCGCGGAGGAGCACAGCCGGAGGUAUAUCAUAAUGACGGAAAGUGUCCACUUUCGAGUAUUCCCGGCACUGCGCGAGGCUGUGUGGCUCGCCGAAAACCUUUGCCGACUCCACAAGUUUACACUCGACUGUUUUGCCGGUCCGGCUUUGGAGAUAUGCGUGCUGGAAACGCAGUGCAGGCAGCAGCUCAUUCGUGAGUACGACGCCGGUGUUACGGAAGUCCUCGCCAGCUUAAGGGACGAUGCGGGAGUAGGCCCGUCACAACUCCGUCAACCGCGAGGAGAAGGCGCCGUUCUACAAGAACGGGAGAGGGCAUUGUGGGACGAGCAUGUGCGACUGUGGCAGCAGGUGAGGGCGGAAAUGAGUCGUAGCUUUCAGCGCACCGCAUCGCACGCAGCUGCGGAGGCACGACUACGGCGAAGACCGUCUUCCCUGGCUCAUUCACGGACAGCCUCGUCCGCGGGGCCCAAUAUCGAUGAGUGGUCCCAGAAACUCGAGGAACUGAAUGUCACCUCCGUCACCAAGCUUUUCUUGGCAGACUCAUUUGCGGAGCUUCCACUCAGAAGGAAUGGGCGGCAUCAGGAGGCGGACACAAGCUCCAGUUUCUCCAACCCCACCUGUUCCAGGGCGGCCUUUCCCUGCUCCGGCGGUGAUAGCUCCGCCGCCUGUGAUGCAGCGCGACUGAACGUGUGCGCCGACGGGGUAUCAGCUACUGGAGCCGCUGAAGCGUACGCGCCUUCGUCCGAACAGCAGAGGCAGCUGCAAGAAGGCCCCUCUGAACAACCAAACGAGGUUCCUCAACUGUCAGACGUGAGCGACGCGAGACUGGAGUGCAGCGGGAGCGCCCGUGCCAAGGCCGCACAAAAAGGGACGGAAAACAAGUCCCUGGAAGUGCUGACGAGCCCUUCUGCAGCCUCCACGUACUCUUUCCGUAGCAGCGUCUCCCUCGCCCCUUCACCAACACGCGCUGCCAGCGAGUCGCAGGCGCUGCGGCCAGCGGUGGGUAUUUCGAAGUCCAACAACAUGGUCGAUCCCAUGAACGUCGCUGGCGGUGGCAUGAGGCUGCAAACCGUCUCACGCAGGACCGACAACGCCUCAGGUGCUGCGGAGUGGCAAAGUGUGUAUCACGGUGCUUCUGAGAAAAAGCGUGAGAAUGGCACAAUCCUCGGUCGCAAGAGGUUACAUAGCUGGACCGGACCCACCUUUUCAUCGGCAUCAACACAGCAAGCAGACACGACUUUCUCGUGUGCGACACCAACGGCGGCAUUUUCACUGACUAGCCCAUGGCGUAAGCGCAGGGACGAGCAGAACCUUCUGUAG